AUGACAUCGCUCUUAGCCUCGCCUACUGUCACUAUCUCGAUCACCAGCCUUGAGGGCUCGUCGUCCUCCGUGCCACCGGCAUGUGGAUUAAGAUUUGCCCGAUACUAUCUGGACGAGAUUGCCUCGCCCAGCGGUGCACCUUUCUUCUCUGCCGACCACCAGCACUGGAUCCGCCGGUGUACAGGACAAGCUCAAGUCUUCUCCAACCUGUUGGGGCUCGAUCCAACGUCGUCAUCAUCAUCAUCAUCCUCCUCCUGUGUCGGAGGCGACUACUACUCGGCUGAUGGCAAUCAGAUCGAACUGCCGGCCCGACACGUCGUCGAAGACUAUCUGCAAAUGUUUCGGGCGGCUCCCUUUCGACUCGUGUUCCCCAUCGUCGACGGUGUCUUGUUUCAAGAAACCGUCAGUCAGGCUUACGAUCCGCACCACGCAGCCAACUCAGCAGCCCAGGCCUGUCUCUUCUCCUUCCUUGCCAUCAUUACCCAUACCCAAUGGAGCCCGCGCAACACGGCCGUCGUUAUUGACAGCGAGGCAUGUGUCUGGCAGGCCCAGCGCCUGAUGCCCCUGGCCCAAGCGAGCCAGGAUAUUACGGGACUCCAAACUUGCCUUAUGCAGUGCAUGUAUCACCUCUUCUGCGGCAAGAUUCAGAUGGCCUCGAUGGCCCUUGCUCUUACCUGUCGCCUGUUGUUCCCGUUGGGAGCCCACAGGCAGCCCACCGCAGGGAGCGAUGCGCCCGAGCAGCAAAGCCGGACAAGAAGCCACGCGCGCAAGCUGUUCUGGCUCUGCUACACCUUUGACAAGAUCGUGGCGCUUCGGACCAGCCAGCCUCCCUGCAUCGAUGAUGAGCACUGCGACCUUGCGCUACCUCCGGGCUACGUAGAAGGGCUAUACGUUGACCACAAUGAUACCAUUGGUAGCAGGAGCGGCGCCCUCUGCUGUCUGCCGGGCGAUUUGCGGCUGAGCAUCAUCAAGUCCAAGGCCUGCAGGCUGCUAUACUCGGUCCGCCUACAGCAGUACAACCAGCAGCAUCACCAGCCAACCCCCAAGGCUGGGCUGCUGCGCGAAGUGCGCGAGCUGGACAGUGAGCUAGAGCGGUGGCGCCUCUCCAUCCCGGCCCGGUUCCGGCCCAUGCUGCUCAGCCGGAGCUACGGCGGCAACAACAACGGCGCCUGGUGGCUUGACCCGGCUUUGGACGCCAGCCAGAGGAUGCAUGUUAUGGUGCUGCACUUUGAGUACCAGCACCUUGUGGCCGCUCUGCACAGAGCCGCGAGCCCGUGGCUCACCUGGGGAAGCGAAGCAACCGUAUCAACGGCGGCGACCUUGCCGUUGGGGUCCAGUCAGAGUCAGACCUUGUCUAUCGAGGCCAGCCGGUCUUGUCUAACGUACUUUCGCGAUGCUGCUCCUUCCCUGAUGGGAGCUGCCUUUUGGGUGCUACUCUUCUACCCCGUAUCUGCCGUAGUCACUCUGUUUUUCAAUCUGUUGCGGAAUCCACUGGACGAUCAGUCGGCAGACGACCUCAGACUACUCGAGUCCAUCCCGAACUUCGUGAGCGUGGAUCGUGCCAGGAGCUCGAUCCCACCCCAUGUGCUUGACUUGAACACCUUUGAUGAUUUUGUGGCUGAGGUGAUCCGAUUGUCCAAGUGUGCUAUGACUAUGGCCGGCCACGUCAAGUAG
This is a messenger RNA of Colletotrichum fioriniae, 1674 nucleotides long. RefSeq lists its product as uncharacterized. Gene Ontology annotation, biological process: DNA-templated transcription. Gene Ontology annotation, molecular function: zinc ion binding; DNA binding. Lineage: Eukaryota; Fungi; Ascomycota; Sordariomycetes; Glomerellales; Glomerellaceae. The record is from RefSeq and is a predicted model, not a curated record.